Molecule: messenger RNA, 1006 nt
Organism: Lampris incognitus (smalleye Pacific opah)
Lineage: Eukaryota; Metazoa; Chordata; Actinopteri; Lampriformes; Lampridae
Gene: setmar
Product: SET domain and mariner transposase fusion gene
Exons: 2
Coding region: 38-937 (299 amino acids)
Cellular component (GO): nucleus
Molecular function (GO): histone methyltransferase activity; protein binding; zinc ion binding
Source: RefSeq, a predicted model, not a curated record
CAACACAUUUCGAUCUGCACGUUCAGACGAACGUGUCAUGAGUUUACAAAAUUGCUUUUAUCAGGAUCUGAGCAACGGUCACGAGAAUGUCCCAAUUUUAAUGAAAGAUGAUGUCAGCAGAGUUGAUUUCCCCGUGUUUCAGUAUUCACCAGAAAAUGUUCCAGGACCAGGAUGUGCCACAGACCCCAGUGAAGUGACUAUACCUGGAUGCUCCUGCCUUACACAUUCCUGCUUGGCUGAGAGCUGCUCCUGCCUGCAGACAUAUGGGCAGACAUAUGACAGCUCUGGCACACUCCUAGACAUCAGAAGUACAGAUGCUACUCACUGCAAACCUGUGUUUGAAUGCAAUGCACUUUGUGCUUGCAGUGAAGCCUGCUCCAACAGGGUGGUCCAAAGAGGCAUAAGGUUCAGAUUGGAGGUUUGCCGCACCAAGGAGAAGGGCCUGGGUGUGUGGACAUUAGAACCCAUUCCCCAGGGGACUUUUGUUUGUGAGUAUGCAGGCGAGGUGAUCAGUUUUGAGGAGGCCAGACGUAGACAGCUCAUUCAGGGGCCUGAGGACAACAAUUACAUUAUUGCAGUGAGGGAGCAUGCAGGUCAGGGCGCUAUUACUAAGACCUUUAUGGACCCGACCAUGGUGGGGAAUGUGGGGCGCUUUCUAAAUCACUCCUGCCUUCCCAACCUGUUGAUGGUGCCGGUCCGUGUCCAUUCUACAGUUCCCAGACUGGCAAUGUUUGCAGCCCGGGACAUUGACGCCCAGGAGGAGCUGACAUUUGACUAUGCAGGAUGCCUCAGACACCAACGUACUGUAGAGCUGCCAACACAGAGUGCUUUUGCCUUACCAACUAACACACAUGCACUCAAGAGGAAAGCAUGCCACUGUGGUGCCCAGAACUGUGCCCAGUUCCUUCCACUGGACCUAUCCGUCAUCAACUUAUGAUCACAUUUACACCUCAGUUAUUUCUAUAUGCAUAUUUUUGUCCAGCCCUUCAUGGUUGAUUUAUGUGAA